This is a messenger RNA of Pseudocercospora fijiensis CIRAD86, 606 nucleotides long. RefSeq lists its product as uncharacterized. NCBI's taxonomy places the organism in Eukaryota, Fungi, Ascomycota, Dothideomycetes, Mycosphaerellales, Mycosphaerellaceae. The record is from RefSeq and is a predicted model, not a curated record. The coding region runs from base 1 to 606 and encodes 201 amino acids. The transcript is spliced from 4 exons.
AUGGCGGAGGAUCAUAGGCAGCGAGUGGGGCCUGUUGACGCCGAGGUCGCUGCUGUACAUUGCGAACUCAACAUCCUUUCCAGCAUCUCUUAUCAGACUUCAAAGUCCUGUAGGCAAUCAUCAAUUCAGCCUUUGAUGGUAUUCAUUGACGCAUUGGCUAUAUGUAAAAACAAGCGGCGACUCGAGAAAGGAGGCCGUCUUGGCAGCUUCGGCAAUUUGGGAAAUACCACUCCCGUGCUUGGUCCAGCUUCACUUCAACUUGUCAUCGCUUCUCAACAAGGCUCAACAGUUCGUUCUUGCGGGCUCAUCAACGAUAGCUCGUGCUCAUUCUACACCAUGAAGAAAACUCACUCACCAGCAGAAAAGCACAUCCUCCACCCGAACAAGUAUUUACUUAGAUUCGCCACCUGCCUGUCAUACAGGUACCCCGAGAUCAACAAGCUGAUAAGUGAACCCCAGAAACCCCCAAACCGAAAUUCCACCUCAUCUUCCAACCAUAUCACAGUCUCCACCCUCGGCAGAACUCGAACCAUCCACGGAGCUUCUGAACGAACACAGCUAUAUCCUCUUCCCCCAUCACCUCCUCUCCUCUCCCCAAACCCCUAA